Molecule: messenger RNA, 234 nt
Organism: Blepharisma stoltei
Lineage: Eukaryota; Ciliophora; Heterotrichea; Heterotrichida; Blepharismidae
Source: the annotation of a GenBank genome assembly
AUGCGCUAUUUUAGAAAACCAUUUGUUGAGAUGAAGCUCUUUUUAAGUCCUUAUGAUUAUUUUUUAACUCAACCAAAGGAAAAAGCACAACAAUACAUAGAUAAGCAUUGAGACCGGACUGAUUUUUUAGAAUUUUGUCGAUCAGUUAAAGGGCAUUUGCUUGAUUUCAAUUAUUUUAAAUUUGAAGAUCAAAAAUCAAUUCACGGCUGGGUGUAUAAAUCCGCUUACAAUUAG